Molecule: messenger RNA, 4466 nt
Organism: Ctenocephalides felis (cat flea)
Lineage: Eukaryota; Metazoa; Arthropoda; Insecta; Siphonaptera; Pulicidae
Product: serine/threonine-protein kinase 10-like
Exons: 1
Coding region: 96-4280 (1394 amino acids)
Biological process (GO): protein phosphorylation
Molecular function (GO): protein serine/threonine kinase activity; ATP binding
Source: RefSeq, a predicted model, not a curated record
CAUAAGUAAUAUUUUUUUAAAAUUAGAGCAUUUUUAUAUAUAGUUUUAUAUAUGCAUAUUAUAUAUACAUUUAUAUAAUAUAAAAGAAUUUGAAAAUGUCAUUCUUAAAUAAUUUAAAGAAAGUGCUCCAUUUCGGUGGAGGCACCGAUAGCAAAAAGAAAAAGCUUUACAAUAACAUAAGAAUGGAUAUAGAUCCAAAGGAAUAUUGGGAUAUGGUAGGAGAGCUUGGAGAUGGUGCCUUUGGUAAAGUGUAUAAGGCGCAAAAUAAGCUAACGGGUGAAUUUGCUGCAGCUAAAAUGUGCGCAUUGGAAGGUGAAGACGAUCUCAGUGAUUUUAUGGUUGAAAUCGAUAUACUUUCGGAAUGCAAACAUCCUAAUGUUGUUGAAUUGCACGAAGCAUUUUUUAUUGAAGAGCAACUAUGGAUGCUUAUAGAAUACUGUGAUGGUGGUGCCUUGGAUAGUAUAAUGGUAGAAUUGGAAAAGGGAUUAAGUGAACCUCAAAUUGCAUAUGUCUGUCAGCAUAUGUGUGAAGGUUUAAGUUUUUUGCACAAAAGUAAGGUUAUACACAGAGACUUAAAAGCUGGUAACGUACUCUUAACUAUGGCAGGGGGAGUUAAAUUGGCGGAUUUUGGAGUUUCAGCAAAGAACAAGCAUACAUUACAAAAGCAUGAUACAUUUAUUGGUACACCUUAUUGGAUGGCUCCUGAGUUAGUACUGUGUGAAACAUUCAGAGAUAAUCCUUAUGAUUUUAAAGUUGAUAUUUGGUCAUUAGGAAUCACUUUAAUUGAAUUAGCUCAAACUGAACCACCCAAUCAUGAAAUGUCUCCUUUACGAGUUUUGCUGAAGAUACAAAAAAAUGAUCCACCAAAACUUGAUGCUCCAUCAAAAUGGUCAAAGGAUUUUAAUAAUUUUUUAGCAAAAGCUUUAACUAAAGAUCCAAUGCAACGUCCCUCAGCAGAUGUUUUACUUAAACAUCCUUUCAUAUGUCGAGAAAUAGAUUCAAAACCUAUAAGAGACUUGUUAUUAGAAUACAAAGCAGAUGUUGUUGAAGAAGAAUUAUUAGACUUGGAAGAAUCUGAAGAAAACCGAAACUCUGCAAUGCCAAUAGAUGUUGAAACACAAUCUGUCCAGGACAUAGAUAUAGAUGCUAAGAGCUUGAAGAGUGAAAAUGCUGUGGAAAUUCCUGUGGAAGAGCCAAAGGUAAUGGAACCAGUUAAACCUAUUGAUAUUCCUAAAGAAGAAAAAGUAGUGGAGAAAUCAAGUGAAAACAAACGUGAAGUCGAACAGGAAAAUCAUACCGAAAAGAAGAAAGUUAAAAAGCAAUUGGCACCUGAUCCGAUUACCGAUGUUGAGAAGAAAUCUGUGAGUGGAAAAAGGGAAAAGGGUCCUGCACCAGCUCCACCAAUUGGCAAUGUAGUACCUCCUGCACCUCCUUUACCUGUACCUCUUACAUCUCAAACAAUAAAUACUAUAGAAGAAAUUUCUGAAUCUUCUAAAACUGAUAGCACGGAUAAUGUUUCUACUCAAUGUAAUAAAAAUAUCCCAGUUAUUAACUCAAUGCCCGAAGAUGCUAUAAAAUCUCCAAUUGAUAAGACUGAGCCAAAGUGUGAGGCUAUAGCUACUUAUGAGAAACCGGAAAAACAGGUUUCAGAAAAUAUUAAGCAACUUGUGGAGAAAGUUGAGAAAACAUUAAAUAAACAAAAACCACCAUAUACUAUUCCAGAAAAAGGUAAUAAUGGCAAUGCUCUGUUACAAGAAGGAAAGGAAGUUGUCGUUAGUAAUGAUGUGUCUAGAAUUAUUUCAGUAAGUCCAAAUAGUGGAAGCAGCCCUGAGAAUUUUGAUUCUCUGAGAAUGUCACCUGUUGAGAAGUCUAAACCUGUUGUAUCAAUCAUUUCUUCUUCUCCAAAUGCUGAAAGAGCAAAGCCAAAUACAUCCACUGUAACAAUUAACACUGAGUUACCUGAUUUAUCCAACAGUCUGGCCAGUAACAUCAGCCAAGUUACUGUUGUGACCAUGCAUCCUCCUAUUAUUAUUGAUGGUCACGUCCUUCCAAAUAAAGGUAACAUGGACAAAAAUGAAGUUAUAAUUGUGGCAAAUGAUACUAAUAAAACGCAAAUAAAUGAAUCAUCAACUGAUGAUGAUUGUUACCCAUCUUUGGAUUCAUUAGAAUAUUCUUUAAGUGGAACAAAUGAGUCUUCCAGCAAAGAUCCAAUCAAAGGACAAAAAUUAGAUGAAAGUGAAGUUGUAAUUGUUAAUUCCAGCUAUGUGAAUGUAAAUGAUUCUGGUUUUACUAGUCCCGAGUCUGAUGAAACAAAAUCUCGCGAUAUGAGUCAUGUAUCAGUGGUAUCAGUAGGUGAAGCAAAAAUUGAAGUCAAAGAUUCUUCAGCUAUCAGUGUUUCUAGUGAAUCUGAUGUUCGCGGAAAUGUUGGCGAUUCUAAUUAUUCUCUAAAAAGAAAUUCUCAUUGUGAUUUAUCAAGUAUUUCAACUGGCAGGAGUACGAGUAGUAAAAGUGAUUCUGGAGAUGAAACUCGCAACCUAUCUCAUGCUAUUGCCAAACAUAAUAACAAGGGCGGUAAAGAAAAUUCGCAUAUUUAUCAACCAAAUGGUCGGGAAUUUUUAGCUCACAGCCGAGAAAAUGUCAGUUAUAUUAAAAGGCAAGAGCGAGAGAAAAAAAUUAAACAGAAAACAGUUGUUGAUAAGCGUGAAUCACCUGACAGUUCUGUUGGUUCUGUUGAUUCUGAAUGUGCUUCACUUUGUAGUCGUGGUGUCAAAGAUCGGUCAGAUGCCGAAAGUAUUUCUACCACAGCUAGUCAUGAUAGUCAUGCUGGUACACAACCAACCAAUCCUGCCGAUUUAGAGGAAGAAGUUAUUCUUAGAAGGAAGAAUGAUGGUGCUUCUGAAAGAAGCACUUUUUCCAAAGAAGAAUUGCAUAUUCGAAACUUGAAGAAGAAAACUAGGAAGCGCACUCGUAAAUUCGAAAUCGAUGGCGUCAUUGUCACAACAACUACCAGCAAAGUCAUUUAUGGAGAUGAGGAAAAUGGUAGAGUUUAUGAUGAUCAUAUUUUUAGGAAACAAGAGUUACGAGAACUAAAAAUGUUACAAAAACAAGAACAAAAGCAAUUUCAAGAUCUGUCGCAGAAAGAGCAUCUUAAUAAAGAUCAACAAGACAAACGAUUUGAUCAAGAACGUCUUACGCUUGAAAGAAAUUAUGAGUCUGAUUUAGAAUCAUUGAGUCAUCAACAAAGACAGCAGGUUGAAAAGGCUGAGUCUCAAAAUGAAGCCGAAAUGAAAAUGGCUUCGAAAAAAAUACGCGCAGAGCAAGAACGAGAACUGAAAUUAUUCCGUGAAGGUUUAAAACAAGAGUUACGACUAUUAAAGCAAGAAGUCGAUCUCCUACCAAAGGAUAAGCGUAAGGACGUUUUCAGAGUACGCAAGCAAGCUUUAGAAAUAGAGCAUGAGGAGAGAGAACGAGCUUUCUUGGGCAAUUUAAACGAUAAUCACGAGAGUUCUCUUCGCCGCCUGAGUGAAUCACAUCACGACCGAAUUGCAUUAAUGGAUCGCCAAUUCCUUCAGCAGAAACAACAAGUGAUGAGAACCCGUGAAGCGUUGCUUUGGGAGCUUGAAGAAAAGCAAAUUCAUGAAAAACACCAACUUGCUAAACGUCAACUAAAAGACAUAUUUUUCCUGCAAAGACACCAGAUGAUAAUAAGACAUGAAAAAGAACUGGAACAAAUCAAACGUAUGAAUCAAAGAAAAGAGGAAGAACUUCUCAAACGGCAAUCUGGUGAAAAGCGUACAUUGCCAAAACGCAUUCGGGCUGAAAUGAAGGCUAGAGAAAUGAUGUUCCGUGAGUCUUUACGUAUCAGCGUCAUCCCUGAUGCCGAGCAGGAGAGAGAUAAAUUGAAGAAAUUUCAAGAAAAUGAAAAGAAACGCUAUCGAGCGGAACAGCAACGUUUUGACUUGAAGCACCAGCGACAACUGGAGGAAUUGAGAGCUACUAGUGACGCCACGAUUCGAGAGUUGGAGCAGCUGCAAAAUGAGAAAAGGAAAAUGCUGCUGGAGCAUGAAACUUCCAAGUUGAGAGAGAGGGAUGACGCAUACAGCGCGGAAUUAAGAGAGUGGAAAGCAAAAUUGACUCCUAGAAAACAACGAUUGGAAGAAACUUUUGCUAGGCAAUUGGAGGAACAAGAGCAAGAAUUUGGGCCAUGCGUAUCAUCUGGUUCUAUGCGUAUACCCAGAUCCCCAAGAGACAAUAGAGGGGCGAUGUAUCUAGAUCGAUAACGUAAUUCGGCAAAAAUUUAAUUUUUUUUUGUUAACAUUUGUUACUGUAUUGUAUAGAUGUACCAUAAAUAUUAUAAUAUUUUAUACAAAUUUACAAAUUUUAUAAAAUAUAGUUUAUAGUAUUGCUUGUAUAUAGAGUCAAAUUCUGCAUUCUUUAACCCAUGCAUUAAAGUUGAAGUAAGGUAA